Molecule: messenger RNA, 1236 nt
Organism: Rotaria sp. Silwood1
Lineage: Eukaryota; Metazoa; Rotifera; Eurotatoria; Philodinida; Philodinidae
Source: the annotation of a GenBank genome assembly
AUGAAUGAUCAUGUAAUAUCAUCGACAGUUUUAUCUGUCGAUCAUAAUUUCACUUUAACAUUAUUCAAUAAUCCAACAAUUUACUCGAUAGAACCAAUAAAUAAUUGUAGUGUUGCAUUACAAUAUAAAUUUGUUGAACACAUUUUUUAUCUUUAUUUUAUGUCACCAUUAUGUCUUAUUGGUCUUAUAUUAAAUGUAAUUAAUUUAAUUAUUUUUUCUGAUCGUUCAUUUAAAAAUUUAACAUUUAAAUAUUUACGUCUUGUUGCAUUUGUUGAUUGUAUAACAUGUACACUUGUAUUUAUUUAUUGUAUUACAAAUUAUACUCGACCACGUACAUUAAAUGAUAAAUAUUUUCGUAUAUGGUAUUUAGUUAAUGUCUAUUUUCCAUUAGCUAAUAUAACAGCUGGAUGUAAUGUUUUAUUAACAAUAACUGUAACAAUUGAAAGACUUGUUAGUGUACGUUGGCCAAUGUCAAAACAACAUUUAUUUAGUUCAAAUCGUGUUUUAUUAACAUUAAUAAUAUGUUUUUUAUUUCCAAUUGUUGCUAAUUCAGUUAAUUUUCUUGUAUAUAAAGUUGGUGAAUGUAAUAAUCUUGAUGUAACAAUUAUAGCAACAACAAAAGCAUAUAAAUAUUUUGGUAUAUGUAAAGAAAUAUUAUUACGUUUUAUUCCAAUAUGUAUACUUAUAUGUUCAAAUUGUCUUUUAUUAUCAACUGUACAUGCAGCUAAUAGAAAAUUUAAACCAAAAAAAAAUUCUAAACAAUUAUCAACUGAAACAUCAAAACCAAUAUCAUUACAACCAUUAUCAAAUGGUUGUGAUUCACAAGUAAUAAAUAAAUAUAUAUCAGAAAAUCAAAUACAAACUGAUACACAUUCACCUAUAUUAAUGGAUCCAACAACAAAUGGUGAUAAUAGAAAAUCAUCUGUACCAAUACAAUCAAAAACUAAAAUGCAUAUUAGAAAACAACAACAAGAAAAACAAUUAACUAUAAUGCUUGUUUGGUUAUCAACACUUUAUUUAUGUGGACAAAUUCCAAUGUUAUUUGCUUAUCCAAAUUUUGUUUUUAAAGAUACAAAUAAAACUUCAUAUAAAUAUUAUGCAUUAGUUGUUAAUUUACUUGAAUUAAUAACAUAUUUAGCAAAUUUUUUUAUUUAUAUUAAAUUUACAACACAAUUUCAACAAGUUUUUCGUACAAAAGUAAAACAAUUGUUUUUCUGUUUCUCUAAAAAUUCAUAA